Molecule: messenger RNA, 2810 nt
Organism: Alnus glutinosa
Lineage: Eukaryota; Viridiplantae; Streptophyta; Magnoliopsida; Fagales; Betulaceae
Exons: 3
Coding region: 1-2613 (870 amino acids)
Molecular function (GO): zinc ion binding
Source: RefSeq, a predicted model, not a curated record
AUGACUAGACGAGAGUUUGUUUUUGAGGUGCAUUAUGGAGGUCACAUGGACAGACGGUUCAUGAAUACCUAUGUCGGGGGUGAUGUAGAUGUGUACACGGAGGCCAUUGAGCAUGAUAAGUUGUCAUUUUCAGUCAUUCUGGGUAUAGCAAAAAAUUAUGGAUAUCAAUCUGGUGACCUAAUUUAUUACUUACUACUGGGUUGUACACUGCAUAACGGAUUGAAAUUAGUUACAUCCAACUUUGAUGUACAUGAAAUGGUUGAAGCACACGCAGGUCUACCAGUUGUUGAGUUGUACAUAAAUUCAUUCAGUGAGUCCAUUCCUGACAAUGAUGAUGAUGAUGAUGAUGAUUAUGGGGAUGACGAAGGGGGUUGUUCUAGGAUCGAUCGAGACGAUCUAUAUUGGGAUGAGGUGAAUGAACCUGAUCUUUUUGUUCAGAAUAAUGAUGUGACUGGGCCAUCUACUAGCACAGGCAUGAGAGAGGGUAGUGAAGAUAGAGAUGGUUGUAGGGAGGGUGAAGAUAGUGAAGAGGGUGAUAAGAGUGAAGAGCAAGUUGUUGAUGAGGGGUCUGAUGAUGAUGAUGCCAACUCAGACAUGGCACGCAGUGACAUUCUUACAUCUCCUCCCAAGAGUGAUGAGGAUUACGAGGUAGCCUCCCAGAGUCGGAGAAAACAUGUGACAAAGCGGUCUGAGUUCCAUCUGACUGACAUGGGUAAUCCAGAGUUUGUGGUUGGUACAAAAUUCCCGUCGAUACAGGUUUUUAGAGAGGCGGUUAAAGAGUGUAAUGUAAAAAUGGGAAAGGAUGUUAAGUUCAAGAGGAAUUACCUUGCCAAGUGUGUAGUGAUAUGCAGGGAUGAACAUUGUAAAUAUAGGAUUUAUGGGCGCAAGUGCAAGGAUGAGGAAUCCUUUGAAGUAAGAUCAUUUCAGCCAAAACACAGUUGUAGGAGGAGACAUGAGAAUUCGAUUCUGAAAUCGAAUUGGAUUGCAGACAAGUUAAUAGACAAGUUCAGAGCACAACCAAACAUGCCUGUAAAGGCAAUUGUAGAGGAGGUGAAGGGUAGGUGGGGUGUGGAUGUCAAAGAGCACAGGCUGUACAGGGCUAGAAAACUUGCAAAAGACAAGAUCCGUGGAAAAUUGGAUGAACAGUACAACAAGUUAUGGGAUUAUUUAGAGAUGAUAAGAGUAACAAAUGCUAGCAGUUGCGUAAUGAUGAAGAUAGAGAGGCCGUUACCUGAUAUUCCAGGAAAAUUUCAGAGGUUGUACUUCUCUUUAGCGGCCAUGAAAAGAGGUUUUCUUGCUGGUUGUAGACCAAUCAUUGGCCUGGAUGGAUGCUUCUUAAAAGGCCCGCAUAAGGGCCAACCAUUGGCCGCGAUUUCGAGGGAUGCAAACAACCAGAUGUAUCCAGUUGCAUUUGCAGUUGUGGAAGCCGAAACUAAAGAUAGUUGGACCUGGUUCUUAGAAGCUUUGCUAUCGGACCUCGGCACUCCUCCCGCAGAAGGAUGGACAUUUAUUUCGGAUCGCCAGAAGGGUUUGGUACAGAGUUUAGAUUUGGUUGCUUCCAAUGCUGAGCACCGGAUUUGUUGUAGACAUUUAUACGCAAACUACAGAGAUGCAGGUCAUAAAGGUUUGGCGUUGAAGGAUAAGCUGUGGGGCGCGGCUGCAGCAUACACAGAGGCUGAAUGGAGAAGGGAAAUGGAGGAACUAAAUGAGAUAAGCCCCGAUGCGUACGAUUACUUGUCCAAGAUUGACCCAAGCACGUGGGCGAGGUCUUGGUUCAGUACCUUCUCUAAGUGUGACUUAAUUGUGAACAACCUGUCAGAGUGUUUCAAUGCUUGGAUUUUGAAACAACGUGACUUGCCAAUUAUAUCGCUGCUUGAAAUGUUGAGAACGAAAUUGAUGAAGAGAUACCAAAAGAAGCGGGAAGGCAUCAGUAACAUGGAAGGAAGGAUUUGUCCCAAAAUUAUGGUGCUGUUAGAUGAACUCUCACGUGAUGCUGGUCAUUGCUAUGGCGUGUAUGCUGGGGAUGGGUUCUUUGAAAUCACAGACAAGCAGAAUCAAUAUGUAGUGAACCUAGUGAGAAGAACUUGCGGAUGUAGACAAUGGGAUAUGACAGGUAUCCCAUGUGCACAUGCAAUAUGUGCAAUAUGGAUUGAUGGUGUUGAACCUGUAGACUAUGUUUCUGAUUGGUACACUGUGGAUAUGCUUAAAAAGGCAUAUGAACCUGUUGUGUAUCCCAUGCCUGGAGAAGAACAGUGGACAAAAACAAACGGCGAGCAUGUAGACCCACCAAUGAGUAGAAUACAACCUGGGAGGCCGAGAACAGUAAGGACUAGAGGACCAGACGAGCCCAGGAAUCAAUACAGGAUAAGGAAGGGUGGGGUUGUCAUGAGAUGUCAAAGAUGCAAGGUGAUUGGACACAAUGUAAGAACAUGCCCCCGUAUAAGAACAGAAGCAGUGAAUUAUAGAGGACAGUCUAGUAGCGAGGUACAAUCUGCAGUUGAUAGUGAACCGAAUCCCCAAUCUACAUUUGAUACUGAACCGGUAGCUUUCAAUACUCUCACUACUUUUUUGGAAUUUUUCACUACUUUUGACACUAAUACUCAAAACUCUUAACUACAUUUUGCAGCCCUCAAUUCCCCCUAAUAUUCCCCCUAGUACCCCACAAGCCACUGUUGCAUCGUCUAGAGGUAGAGGUAGAGGUAGGGGGAUGGGUAUGAGUAGGGGUAGGGGUAGGGGUAGCAGGGCUAUUGGUAGGGGCAGGGGUAUGGGUCCACCAAUCCCACCAGGGCUUACAGCUUCAAGGGUUUCAG